This is a messenger RNA of Paramisgurnus dabryanus, 4128 nucleotides long. Lineage: Eukaryota; Metazoa; Chordata; Actinopteri; Cypriniformes; Cobitidae. The record is from RefSeq and is a predicted model, not a curated record.
GCUUUGAAAGCGCGCAUCACUAAGACAAGAAAAUAAUGGACCGCAGUGGGAGUUAACAAGGAAUUAAAUAUUUAAUUUGCUUUAUGACUAAAACUGGACUUAUAAGAAGAAUAUAAUGGCCAAAGUAUGUGGAAAAUAACCAGAACCAGAAGAUGGCAGUAAUGCAACCUUAAGGUUGCAACCUAACGUUACAUUUAAAACGCUAAGAAGAAGAAAGAGCUCACGUGUGAUGUGUUUGUGUAUCCUCGGUGUUUUUCUCUCGUGAGUGUAAACAGAGUCUUGUGCCUGUGUAUUUUAGUGUUGAUGAUGAGAUGGAUGUGAUGUGCUGUAAAUCAGGAACUGAUCAGGGCUUACAGGAUGAGGAAUCUACUGAUCAAACCUCCACAGAGUCUCUGGAUUCUGUCUGGAACGCUGGAGAACAGCAGCAGAUCUUGCAGACCAAACUCAAGAUGUGUUCAGUCAAACUCAUCGACUUCAGGAACCUCAUAAUGAAGAUCAAAACUGAACCUACAGAAAUACAAACUGAAACCACAGAAAUACAAACUGAACCUACAGAAAUAAAAACUGAACCUACAGAAAUACAAACUGAAACCACAGAAAUACAAACUGAACCUACAGAAAUAAAAACUGAACCCACAGAAAUGAAAGCAGGACCUACAGAAUAUGAAGACAAUCAUAAUGAUGGUCAUCAUGAUUUUAUUCUAACAGAUGUGAAUAGCGAAUUAUGUUUGGAUGGAGAAAUAACGUCCUUGACAUCAGCACAAAUUCAAGAGAAGAGGCAGUUUCACUGUCAGCAGUGUGGAAAAUGUUUUGACUUCUUAUCUCAUCUGAAAUCUCACAUGAAGACACACAGUGAUGAAAAGCCUUUGCACUGCACUGAAUGUGGCAAAAACUUCAGCACCAAAGAAAAUCUUGGGCUUCAUCAGAAAAUUCACACAGGAGAAAAACCAUACGAGUGUCCUUACUGUGAGAAGAGAUUUUCCUAUGCAUACAGUUUAAAGUCACAUGUGUGUUUACACACUAAUAAGAAACCGUAUCAGUGCAGUGACUUUGGAAAAACCUUUAGGGAUUCAUUCUCUUUAAAGUCACACCAAACACUACACACUGGAGAGAGACCCUAUCAAUGUUCACAUUGUGAUAAAGUUUUUGCUCAAAAAUCUCAGCUGGUAUGCCAUGAGAGAGUUCACUCUGGAGAGAAACCUUACGUCUGCUCUCACUGUGGAAAGGGCUUCUCUAGGCCAUCUAUAUUAACUGUUCAUGAGAAAAUUCACACUGGAGAGAAACCUCAUCACUGUGAUGUUUGUGGGAUGAGUUUCAGUCAAUAUUACAAUUUAGUGGCACACCAGAGAACUCAUACAGGUGAAAAACCUUACAAAUGCUCUCAGUGUGAGAAGACGUUUACUCAGUCAGGUUCUUUAAAAAGCCAUGAGAGACUUCAUACUGGUGAGAAACCUUACCAAUGUAGUGUUUGUGGGAAGAGUUGUAGACAUCGUGUCAAUUUAGUGAGACACCAGAGAACUCAUACAGGUGAAAAACCUUACAAAUGCUCUCAGUGUGAGAAGACGUUUAAUCAUUCAAGUUCCUUUAAAGCCCAUCAGAGAGUUCACACUGGAGAGAAACCGCAUCACUGUGAUGUCUGUGGGAAGAGUUUCGUUCAACAUUACAAUUUAGUGUCACAUCAGAGAGUUCACACUGGAGAGAAACCUUACGUCUGCUCGAUCUGUGGAGAGGGAUUUGCUCAUUCUAGAAGUCUUCACAAUCAUCAGAAGAAACAUACUGAAGAACAAACUACACUGAAAUCAUCAUAUACAGCCGAUGUGAAGGGUGAAUUAUGUUUGGAUGGAGAAAUAACGUCCUCGACUCUUUCCUUCAUCACCGGUGGAGAGACAUUGAGCUCACGAAGACAUUUAGAGAAACUUCAUUCAGAAGAACACAGAGAGAAGAAGAAGAGGCAGUGUCACUGUGAGCAGUGUGGGAAGAAUUUUUUUACAGCAACAUCUCAUGUAAACAGACACAUGAGGACACAGAGUGAUGAAAAGUCUUUCUACUGCACUGAAUGUGGUAAAUAUUUCAGCACCAAACAAAAUCUUAAAACUCAUCAGAGAAUUCAUACAGGAGAAAAACCAUACGAGUGUCCUCACUGUGAGAAGAGAUUCAACCACAAACCUCAUUUGAAGAAACAUAUGCUUUUACACACCAACGAGAAACCAUAUCAGUGCAGUGAAUGUGACAAAGCCUUUAUGUAUUCAUGUUCCUUGAAAUUACACCAGAAUAUUCACUCUGAAAAGAAACCCUAUCAAUGUUCACACUGUGAUAGAAGUUUUGGUUAUAAAUAUCAGCUGAUAGUCCAUGAGGUAACUCACACUGGAGAGAAACCUCAUCACUGUAAUGUUUGUGGAAAAAGUUUCAGUCACUAUUACCUUUUAGUGUCACACCACAAAACUCAUAUUGGUGAAAAACCUUACAAAUGCGCUCAGUGUGGAAAGACGUUUACUCGACUAUCUUCCUUAAAAAUUCAUGAGAGAAUUCACUCUGGAGAGAAACCUUACCAAUGUAGUGUUUGUGGGAGGAGUUUUAAUCAACGUGAACAUUUAGUGUCACACCAGAAAACUCAUACAGGUGAAAAACCUUACGAAUGCUCUCAGUGUGAUAAGACGUUUGCUCGAUUAGAUGGCCUGAGGAGUCAUGAAAGAGUUCAUACAAGAGAGAAACCUUAUGUCUGCUCGAUCUGUGAAGAGAGAUUUGUUUAUUCUCAAUGUCUUCGGAAACAUCAGAAGAAACAUACUGAAAAAUAAGCUAAACCUAAAUCAUCAUAGUGUCUCAAUGUUUGGGAGUCAAACCCAGAGUGCUUUAGAAGUCAACAUCACAUUGAGUUGUCGUGUGGUUUAGUGUUGGAGUGAAGCCAGUGAUAUUCUGAUUAUUCAUUUAUUAAAGCCUUUGUGUUAAGAUAUCAAAGGAUUUGGCUUUGAUUUCCUAAAAACACAGAGUGGGGCACAAACUAUCAUUCAAAAAAUAUGUAAAUUAGAUUAAUAAUUUUUCACACAAUCAACACAAACAUCUCUGUUACAAAUGAACACUUAUUAGGGUGGGGCGGCAGUGGCCUAGUGGUUCAUGUAGGUUGUCUACAAACCGGAAGGUUGGUGGUUCAAUCCCCGGCUCCACCGGUCCUAGAGCAAGACACCUAACCCCAGCCGCUCCAGACGAGCUGGCUGGCGCCUUGCAUGGCUGACACCGCCGUCGGUGUAUGAAUGUGUGAGUGAAUGGGUGAAUGUGAGGCAAAUUGUAAAGCGCUUUGGAUGGCCAUAGGUCUGUUAAAAGCGCUAUAUAAAUGCAGUCCAUUUACCAUUUACCAACAAGGAUUAGGCCUAAAUCUGGCUUAAAUCAAAGCUUAUUUAAUAAUUCUGUUGCACCAAAAAUAAACAGGUUUAAAUCUAACAGCACCGGUGACAGCUACCCAUGCUCGUAUGUGCUCUCCUCUGUCACGCACGCUCCAGUCAAACGAAGGGCAGUGAAUGAACGGACACAUGGUGGCGCUUCAUGACAAAUGCGUCGACACAUCUUGUUCAUUAUAUCACAAUAUCUGAGCUUUGUGAUAUUUCCUGUCACAAUAUUUCCUGAUCUGUUAAUCAAUACAAUUGUUUUAAAAGAUUGUCAAAUGUUUUUAUUUGAAUCAGACCUUUAGAUUAGCCAACCGGUGUAUGUAGGUGAUUUAUAAUAAAAAAAUUACAUUCACUUUGCUUGCAUAAACUGUUUAUUUCCUUUUUGAAUGACAAAGUCAACGUUGUUGGUGUUUAAUUACACCGGAAAAUUCAUAAUGGCGGACAAAAUAAAGCGCAGAUGAAGGGUUUAAUACAGUUUAAAGUUUUAAUCUAAGAUUUGUUAAUCUGUGUUUAAAUUUAAGUGGUGCAAAACAACUCGAAUUAAAAUUAAACUAAGUUCAACCAACCCUAGAUUAGCUCUAAACUUUGCUUAAUUUAAUCCUUGUUGGUGCAGCCCACCCUUAAAGUUUGUUUGUGGGAUCUACCGUUAUCGUACCACACUGAAAGUGACAGGACUGCAAUCGUUACGCCAUAGGUGGGGUUCAUUAACAAACAGAGGUUUUUUUUAACACCUGCUAGAAAAUUUUGU